UAUUGGUCCCAAAAAAAGAUCGUAAAAUAAACGAACGACAGAAACUGACGUCAAAUCGAACGGAGAAAUACAAACUAAAAACCCACGUGGAGGAAAAUCAAGUCGAAACUUCCAGCUCCGAAGUCCAAACCCCAAAACCUUGAUUCCGUUGGUCGCGGCUCGCGCGAUUAAUUUUUGUAUCCCCAGAAAUCAAAAACCCUAAUUUCAAUUGACAUAGUGUAUAAAAUUUGGGGUUUUUGGAAUUAUCACAUGGUUUUCUUGUCAAUUUCCAAAGAUGAGAAGGCUUAUGGUAAUAGCUUUGGCGUUCCUAGUUAUUCUGUCACCAUUAAUUCUCGGUGAGCCCGGCACGCAGAUCUCUAAGCCUUUUGCUUCCAAUCAAAUCUACAAGUCCUAUUUGCCGCCAACUCCUGAAAAUCGUUUUAUACUGGUGUCUACUUUGGAUGGGACGAUGCACUUAGUGGACACUUUGUCAAAUGAAGUGCUUUGGUCAUUCUCUUCGGGGAUGCCUAUUUAUUCCUCUUACCAGGAUUCCCAUUACCUUGCCAGUCAGAAUCAUCAGGUCUCCCAACCGAAUGACGACUUCUAUGUAGAUUGUGGAACUGAUUGGAAACUUUUUAAAUAUUACAAAAACCAGGGGAAAGAGAGACUAAAUAUUGAAGAAUAUAUCAAAACAUUACCCAAAGUAGUGAAGGAUGGAGUCAUAUUGGGAGGAAAACGUACCACGGUAUAUCGUCUUGAUGGGAAGACUGGAAGAGUAGUUCAGAGAUAUACUUUGGAUGAUCUUAAUUCUACAUUGGGAGUCCAGAAAGCUGAAGUGAAGACUGUUGCUUUGGCAAAAGAUGCUGAAGGAUUGGUGGAGUCUGUUCCCACAGACAAAGAAAUGGUUCAGAAUCUCGUCUACAUAAUGAGAAAAGAUUAUGUGAUGCAAUAUAAAUCAGAAUCUGGGAAUGUCUUGUGGAGUGUAUCUUUGGCAGAGAUUGAGGCUGAAUUUCAAUGUAGAGAAAUCAAGAAAGUUUUGGGUGGACAUUCUUCGACUUAUGAUAAUUCACCUCACAGCGGUUACAUAAAUAAUGUAUUCCAAUUGCCUUGUGAAAAGAGCGCCGUUGUCUUCAGACUUCGCAGUCAUAGCUUGGAGGAAUUUCUCUCUGUACUUGAUAGCUUGGGUGGAUCAUUUUAUUUACCUUAUCCAGAUGACAAGCCUUACUUAGGCCCUGCUGAUGGAAUUCCACUGGCUCUUCCUGACAAUACAGAUAGUCAAGUACUCUCCUUGCCUCCUUCAAAGGUUGAAUAUCAUGGGAUCUUGAAUAUGCUCAGUGGAAAUGUUACUAAAAUGGGUAGCACGAACAUAUUUGAAAAAGUUAUUGGACCUUUAACUGUAUUAUUUUCCACCUUUUUAUCCAUUCUGGGUAUGCUCUUUUACACUUCAAAACAGGAUAAAUUGAGGAAAGAACCCAAAGAAUUUCAAGUUCUGACAGCAUCUAAAAAGAAAAAAACUAAGAAAUCAGGGAAUAAUAAGAAUAGUAUUAACAAUGGGAGAAGGCAGAAACUUAUGUCAUAUGGGAAUGAACAUGAAAACAGCAAUGGACUUGCAUUUGCUGAAGGGAAUGAAGGCAAGUCAUUUUUUACCUUUAGCAAUACUGUUGACAGUCCCACGGAUGGGCGGAGGAUUGGCAAAUUACUUGUUUCCAAUAAAGAAAUUGCUAAAGGGAGCAAUGGGACUGUGGUUCUUGAGGGAAUUUAUGAUGGCCGUCCAGUAGCUGUUAAACGUCUUGUGCAGUCUCAUCAUGGUGUUGCCCUAAAGGAGAUUCAGAAUCUUAUUGCUUCUGAUCAGCAUCCAUGUAUUGUCCGAUGGUAUGGUGUGGAAUAUGACCAAGAUUUCGUAUAUCUCGCUCUGGAACGUUGUACUUGUAGCUUAAAUGACUUGAUUUAUGUGCUCUCUGGCUCUUUCAAAAUUCAAGUGACUGUCCAUGAUGAAAGUUCAAACCUCUUGGAUGAGUAUACUGUUCGAUUAAAUUCUAUAAUGGAAAAUAACAAGGAUAUUGAAUUGUGGAAGGCAAAUGGAUAUCCUUCUUCCCACUUAUUAAAGUUGAUGAGAGAUGUGGUCUCAGGAGUAGUUCAUUUACAUGAACUUGGAAUUAUACACCGGGAUCUAAAGCCUCAAAAUGUUUUGAUAAUCAAGGACAAAUCUUUGUGGGCAAAGCUUUCAGAUAUGGGCAUUAGCAAGCGCUUGCCCGGGGACAUGACUUCUUUAACACAAAAUGCAACUGGUUCCGGGAGUUCAGGAUGGCAAGCACCUGAACAACUUCGCAAUGGACGCCAAACACGUGCUGUGGAUUUGUUUAGUUUAGGCUGUGUUCUCUUUUUCUGUAUAACUGGUGGCAGACAUCCUUAUGGUGAUAGUAUUGAACGUGAUGUAAACAUAGUGAAUGAUCGCAAAGAUCUUUUCUUAAUAGAGAGUAUGCCAGAAGCUUUGGAUCUUCUAACCAGUCUCUUGGAUCCCAACCCUGAUUUAAGGCCAAGGGCUCGGGAUGUUUUGCCUCAUCCUUUGUUUUGGACUUCUGAGAUGCGAUUGUCAUUUCUCCGUGAUGCAAGUGAUCGGGUUGAAUUAGAAGAUAGAGAGGAGUCAUCAGAACUCUUAAAUGCAUUAGAAAGUACCGCAACAUUGGCUUUGAAUGGAAAAUGGGACGAAAAGAUGGAAAGUGCAUUCCUUAAUAACAUCGGUCGCUACAGGCGAUAUAAAUUUGACAGCGUGCGUGACUUACUACGGGUCAUAAGGAACAAGUUAAAUCACUACCGGGAACUUCCUCAGGAAAUCCAAGAACUACUGGGAAAUGUUCCAGAGGGAUUCGAUGGUUAUUUUUCAAGUCGAUUUCCAAGGCUCUUGAUUGAGGUUUACAAAGUGGUAUACAGAUACUGUAAAGAGGAGGAGUUCUUUCAAAAGUAUAUAAGAGCAAUAUAAUGUAAUUUCUUCCUUUCCCAUUGUUUUUUUUUUUUUUAAUUUCAGCUGUAACACUGCUCACCCCCACUAGCACAGGUUCUGACCUCAAAAUACUAGUGUUUGCAAUAUCGUGUAACUGUAGAUUAAAUAGGUAACGUACUUUUAACCCUUUUAUUAUUUACUGGGUGUAUUUAUAUCCCUAUAAGAGAUUAGCAUUUUUUCUA
Molecule: messenger RNA, 3162 nt
Organism: Carica papaya (papaya)
Lineage: Eukaryota; Viridiplantae; Streptophyta; Magnoliopsida; Brassicales; Caricaceae
Gene: IRE1-1
Product: inositol requiring 1-1
Biological process (GO): IRE1-mediated unfolded protein response; intrinsic apoptotic signaling pathway in response to endoplasmic reticulum stress; mRNA processing
Cellular component (GO): IRE1-TRAF2-ASK1 complex
Molecular function (GO): RNA endonuclease activity; ATP binding; protein serine/threonine kinase activity
Source: RefSeq, a predicted model, not a curated record